Penaeus monodon (black tiger shrimp) is the source of this 884-nucleotide messenger RNA. RefSeq names its product serine/threonine-protein kinase ATG1t-like. The record is from RefSeq and is a predicted model, not a curated record. The transcript has a single exon. Gene Ontology annotation, molecular function: ATP binding; protein kinase activity. Lineage: Eukaryota; Metazoa; Arthropoda; Malacostraca; Decapoda; Penaeidae. Gene Ontology annotation, biological process: protein phosphorylation.
CUCUCCCGGCGGCCAUGCUGCUGAGCGAGGAAGAAAUCCAGAACUUGGUGUCUGAGGGAACGCUUCUCGGCGUGGGCUCUUCCGGUCAGGCCUUCAGGACGCGCUAUAAGGGCAAAGACGUCGUGGCCAAGGUGGCCCAUUCGAAGAAGCGCGCCCGCUUGUUUGAGGGAGAAGUGAGGACCAUGUUGGCCCUGGAUGGCCUCGGAGGAGCGCCCCGAGUCCUGGCAGCGUGUUAGGAUUAUCUGGGAUUCCUCAUGGAAUUCUGUCCGGGAAAAACUCUCGAGGACAUGAUCGAGGACAAGGCCCCCGUGAGCACCAUUCUUCGGGGGAUCUACGACCUGGCGCUGAGGGUCCAGGACAUCCACCUGGCAGGGUUCGCCCACAACGACAUCAAGAAGGACAACGUGAUCUUGGAGACGAGCGCCGACGGCCUCGAGGUCACGGCGCGGUUGAUCGACCUCGGCCUGUCCACGCGGCUCGGCGUGUGUCCCGGCUUCAGUGGGGAUCCGGAGUUCUUCAGCCACAUGGCCCCCGAGCUCCUCCAGAUGGGCGUGGUCAGCGUGGAGUCGGACCUGUACUCCAUCGGGAAUAUCCUGAGAUCCGUCCUGGAGCGCUAUCCGAAGGCCUUUCCUGAGGAAUGCCAAUUGAGCUUCAUAGCCUGGAACAUGACCUGCUCUGAGGCCGGAUAGCGCCCGCCUUUCCAAAUGUUCCUGGACGUCCUGGCCAGCAAUCUCGACGUCCCAGGGCAGUAAUGAUGUUGCCCGGCGCUGCUGAACGCCUGUGGCCAAGUGUUGUUGUGAUUCUUUGAUGUUUUUCGCUUGGCAUUUCUGCCAACGUAACAUAAAAAAAAAAAAAAAAAAAAAAAAAAAAAAAAAAAAAAAAAA